AUGCAGGUUUUUAUCAAAUCUGUAGCUGGGAAGACAAUUAAACUUGUGGUUGAUAGUUCUGACUCAAUUGAUUUUGCGACGGUCAAGAUUGAGGACACAACUAUUACAGUUGAUGUCCAGAAAGAACCCACUGAUCAAUUUGAGAUAAUCUUAAAGACCCCUAAUGGCCCGAUUUUUACAUUCAAUAAUGUAGGGAGUUCAGACACUAUUCAUAGUUUUAAAGUUAAAAUCGAAGAGAAAAUUAAAAUCUAUGCAGUUGACGAGCAACGAUUGAUAUUUGAAGGAAAACAGCUGUGUGACGAUUCUCAUACUCUGAAUGAUUACCACAUUCAUAAUAAAUCCACUAUUUAUCUUAUUCCUCGUGUAGGAGGUGGAACCUCUAAAAGGAAAAGAUGA
Molecule: messenger RNA, 396 nt
Organism: Impatiens glandulifera
Lineage: Eukaryota; Viridiplantae; Streptophyta; Magnoliopsida; Ericales; Balsaminaceae
Product: polyubiquitin 11-like
Exons: 1
Coding region: 1-396 (131 amino acids)
Biological process (GO): modification-dependent protein catabolic process; protein ubiquitination
Cellular component (GO): nucleus; cytoplasm
Molecular function (GO): ubiquitin protein ligase binding; protein tag activity
Source: RefSeq, a predicted model, not a curated record